This is a messenger RNA of Ananas comosus (pineapple), 2358 nucleotides long. RefSeq lists its product as uncharacterized. The transcript has 6 exons. Bases 1 to 2358 code for a protein of 785 amino acids. The record is from RefSeq and is a predicted model, not a curated record. NCBI's taxonomy places the organism in Eukaryota, Viridiplantae, Streptophyta, Magnoliopsida, Poales, Bromeliaceae.
AUGGCUGCCUCUAUGAGAUGGCAUGAAGAAGGCCGAACAAAGGAUGGAAUCUUAAGACAUCCAGCUGAUGCUUUGGCAUGGAAAUCAUUUGAUUCUUGUCAUCCCGAUUUUGCUUCUGAUCCUCGUAGUAUUAGACUUGGAUUAGCUAGUGACGGGUUCAAUCCUUUUAGGACAAUGAGCUCUACUUAUAGCACAUGGCCCGUUGUUUUGAUCCCUUAUAACUUACCGCCGUGGUUGUGCAUGAAGCAAUCAUCAUUGAUAUUAUCGAUGGUUAUUCCUGGUGAGAAGGGUCCAGGUAAUGAUAUCGAUGUCUUUUUACAACCUCUAAUUCAUGAAUUGAAAAAGUUAUGGGAAGGUGUUGAUGCAUUUGAUGCUUUUACGAAGCAAAACUUUAAUAUGCGAGGAGCUUUAAUUUGGACUAUUAAUGAUUUUCCUGCUUAUGCUAACUUAUCUGGUUGGAGUACAAAAGGGCGAAAUGCUUGUCCUUGUUGUCUCAAUUCAACUGAUUCACGUUGGUUAAAGAAUGGAGGAAAAUUCUGUUACAUGGGCUAUCGUAGAUGGUUAGAACAAAACCAUCCUUUUAGAUUUCAAAAAGAUGACUUUGAUGGUUCCAUAGAACUGCGAACUGCUCCAAACUCUCCAUCUGGAAGUGAUAUACUUCGGCAACUAGAAGGAAUCAACCACAACUACAAUUUUGACGAUGUCGAUGAGUAUAUUAUUGAUUCUCAUAAUUAUGAUGAGGAAGGAAUGCGUGCAGAAGAACAACUAUGGAAAAAAAAAAGUAUUUUCUUUGAUCUACCCUAUUGGAAAGAUAAUCUUCUUCGACAUAAUUUAGAUGUAAUGCACAUCGAGAAAAAUGUUAGUGAUAAUCUUAUUGGUACUAUGUUGAAUAUUUCUGGAAGGACUAAGGACAAUUUGAAAGCACGUCUUGAUCUAAAAGAUAUGGGUAUAAGGCAUGACCUUCAUCCAGAGGUGAUGCCUAAUAAUAAAGUCCAUAUACCACCUGCAUACUAUACUAUGUCAGCGCAAGAAAAAGUCACAUUUUUAACUGUUUUGAAGAAUCUCAAAGUUCCAGAUGGUUAUGCAUCUAAUAUUUCAAGAAGGGUGAAUUUAAAAGAGCGAACACUUUCAAAUCUUAAGUCGCAUGAUGGUCACAUUCUGAUGCAAGAUAUUUUGCCAAUAGCUUUGAGGGCGGCUAUGCCUAGACAAGUUGUAGCAGUUAUUUCUGGAUUGUCAUCAUUUUUUAAAUCAUUAUGCUCAAAGGCUCUUAAAGUUGAGGAACUUGAUCAAUUACAAUCUCGUAUUGCGUUGACACUUUGUCACAUGGAGAAGAUCUUUCCUCCUAGUUUUUUUACCAUUAUGAUUCAUCUAAAUAUUCAUUUAGUAGCAGAGGCAAAAUUGGGUGGACCUGUACAUUACAGAUGGAUGUACCCUAUUGAAAGGUAUUUGGUGCGCUUAAAGUCUUAUGUGCGCAAUAGAGCUCAACCUGAGGGCUCAAUUGCAGAAGGAUAUAUUGCAGAAGAGUGUCUAACAUUUUGCUCAAGAUAUCUUGAAGGUGUGGAGUCAGUUUUUAAUCGACCACAACGAAACUUUGAUAAUAUGGAGAAUAUAGAUAAUUACAUGUUCUUAUCUGGGGGUCGAGUUCUAGGCAAGAUUGAGAGUGUCGUUCUUGAUAGCAUGUCGAUAGCACAAGCACAUCGAUAUGUUUUACUCCAUUGUGAUAAAAUAGCUUCAUAUCGUGGUGAAUUUUUGGCUGCUCAACGAAGAGCAAAUCCUAACAUUCGAGCUAACCCAAGUAUUGAGCAUAAAUGGUUAGUUGAAAAUUUUCCUGAAUGGCUUCUUGCACAGGUUCCACAAAUGGCCGAGAGAAACUGUAGUGAUGAAAUUUUAGCAAUUGCCCGAGGUCCAAACAAUAUCGCCAAGCGAUGUAAUGGUUUCAUCAUUAAUGGAUUUAGAUUCCACACGAAGAAUCGUGAGAAGUUCAGAAAAACACAAAAUUCUGGAGUAAUGGUUGAAGCAGAUGGCAAAACUUAUUAUGGCCAACUUACCGAUAUUUUUGAAAUAGAUUACUAUGGAAGUUUUAAGGAUGAUCCAUUUAUAUUUUCAUCUCAAGCGAAGCAAGUGUUUUAUGUUCAAGAUCCAAAAAAUGAGGAAUGGUCUCAUAUCAUUAUGAUAAAGCCAAGAGAUUUAUAUGAUAUGGGAGCAAGAUUACAAGAAGAAGACGAUGAUGAGACAUACACCCAAUGCAUUCCUUUGAAUAUUCCAACUGCUGACGAAUUAAAUAAUUGUACAAGUUGGGCCCGGUCAACUAUUGAUGGAGGACUAAUACAUGAUAUAGGUGGUCUUACAAACUCUUAG